Molecule: messenger RNA, 958 nt
Organism: Funneliformis caledonium
Lineage: Eukaryota; Fungi; Glomeromycota; Glomeromycetes; Glomerales; Glomeraceae
Source: the annotation of a GenBank genome assembly
AUGAAUAAAUUUCAAGUUAAUAUCAUUCAUCAUUAUCAUAAAUUUCCUCAACCCUCUUCGGUAGUAAAACCCGCUGUCAGCAACGCCACCACACCUAUCAUAGAUCAACUUCCUCCCAUAGAUUUACCAUUUCCUCCAACCAUUACCGCAUCAGAUAUAGCGCAGAAAAGAUUACGUUCAAGGAUUUGUUCAAAAAGUCCAAACGCAUUCUUCGUUUACCGUAAAGCUUUCGUUGACCAUCUAGCGGAUUUUAGAGGAAAUAACAAAUUAAAAAUGACUGAAGUCUCUAGACUCGUAUCUUCUCGUUGGAAGACGGAAAGUAAAGAUGUUAAAGCCGCUUAUGAGAAAAUUGCAAAGCAAGUCGAACAAGAAUUAAAUAAUAUUAGGAAAAAGGAUUUGGUAUAUACUGAUGAUUUCAACAUUGAAAACGGAGGGAGAAGGAAGGUUAAAAAUCGUAAAAGGGGUCGAAAGUCUAAUUCGGGAUUAGGUAGCGAUGCUUUCUUCCUAAGUCUUAAAGGGGGAAAUUUCAACAUUUCAACUCUUGAUUUCUCCGUGAAACCUGAACUUAACGAUAAAUCAGAUGACAAACAUUAUAACUCUAAUUCCAAUUCCGAUUCUUCUAAUAAAAUUAUCGAACGUAAAGAAUCUGAAAAUGAUGAAGAAGAUUGCAUUGAAUUUAACUCUAGUCCUAACCUUUCAUAUACAUCCGAAACAUCAAUCACCGAAUGUGAUGGAUCUGUGAGUUAUGAGGAAAGCUCAAGUUCGGAUGAGUCGUCAAUUGACAAUCAGACAUUCAUUCCGCACCUUAAUCCCAAUGUUCACGUAUACAAUGAUCAUAUUCAACAAUUGCAACAACAAGAUGGUUUCCAAGUUACUAACCAGUAUUACCCUAUUUCGGAGGAUGGGUUGGAUCUAACCUGUGAUCUAAAUUUAUUGACCCCUCCUCUGACUUGUGAUA